UACUUUUCUUCUUUGUCUCCCUAGUUGCUCCACUGAGGACUUGUUGCAAAAGCUAUGCUUGUUUUUAUGAAAUUUAGUAAGUUUAAGUAGAGAAAAGGGAACAAAUAGAGGAAAAAAAUCAGUAAACAGAUCUUUCUUUUGAAGGAGAAAAAAAAAAAAACUGGAAACCACUCGUUUUGCUUUCAGGUAAUUAAUUAAUUUGAUUUAUGAUAUCCAAAAUGCUAAACUUCAGUAUGGGUUACAUUUCCUGGCUGGGAUACAGAGAGAUUCUCAGAAAAUUGAGGUUUGAAAUAGAAAGCCAGCAGCAGCCUCAUCUGGAACACAAGGAACCUCAGCAGAGGGGACAGAGCUCGAGAGUGCUGCCACUUGGGACCCACAAACUGAAAUAGAGAAGCCUGUCAUCUUUGUUUUAUUUUUAAAAUAUGUGAAGAAAUGAAAAGCCAAGAGCGAGCCCCGUGUUUUGGUUUGCUGUGCCUGUGCUAGCAGCUCUGCUCUCGUGCCCUCCCGACGCACAGCACACAUGCCACAGCUCCUGCGCUCCCGUCGCUCGCUCUGAUGUUACUGCUCAAGUAUGCACUCAGCAAAGAGCCAGCAGAUACAGGAGAUUUAUUCUACUUGUUGAGGUCAAGGACUCCUUCUCUUUGGAUUCAGCAGGGAGGGAACUCUUUCGUCGUAGCUCCAGACAGGCUUUCUGCUUUGCCGUCUACUGUCAGUGCGCACCACAGAUAAAGAAACAUCUGAGAGGAUUUUUAAAGGAUUCAUCAAUCCAAAGCUGGGUGAGCUAUGUGCUGUCUCCAGUGUCAGAGUUAGGAGACUUUCAGCAAGGGACAAUAUUUGCACAAAGUGCAAGCCAGAGGCUCCAGCUGCUGCAAACUUUUGCAAGCCGUAUCCAUGUCCACUACACUCAAUAAAGAGAAAAGGAAAUAUGUUACCUCAUGAGCACAACAGUCAUACGAACUGCUGCGAAACCUGUGGAUUCUGAUUUUCUUGAAUGCUGUAAACUAGCUCUGACAGAAUGGACAGCGCCAACAAAAUAAAAACCCACACAAAUUUUCUGAGAAGACAGCAAAGGAAUUAGAAAAAACAGCUUGACUUGUGGGUUCUCACCUGACCCAUGAUUGACUCUCUGCUAAUGCAACACUACAUUUAAGACACCAUUGUAUAUCAGAUCUGAGGAUGUUUGUGCUGCUCUACAUUACAAGUUUUGCCAUCUACACAAGUGAACAACCUCUUCAAAGCCAGACCAAAGGAGAAAAUUACUACACCAGAUAUAUCUGCAGCAUCCCAGGUUUGCCAGGCCCUGCUGGCCCCCCUGGAGCCAGCGGAUCCCCAGGGCCACAUGGACGCAUUGGUCUCCCAGGAAGAGAUGGCAGAGAUGGCAGGAAGGGAGAAAAAGGUGAAAAAGGGAGUGCAGGUUUAAGAGGCAAGACUGGGCCAUUAGGACCAGCUGGAGAGAAAGGAGACCAAGGUGAGUCUGGUAAGAAAGGACCUGGAGGAUUGACUGGUGCCAAAGGUGAAGUAGGUCCAGCUGGACCACCUGGACCUAAGGGAGAUAAAGGAGACCGAGGAGAGCCAGGAACACCAGGGGUCUGCAGGUGUGGAAAGAUAGUGCUGAAAUCUGCCUUUUCUGUUGGCAUCACCACGAGCUACCCAGAGGAAAGACUACCAAUUGUAUUCAACAAAGUCCUCUUCAAUGAGGGGGAACAUUACAACCCAUCCACAGGCAAGUUCAUUUGUGCCAUCCCAGGGAUUUAUUAUUUUUCUUAUGAUAUCACCUUAGCAAACAAGCAUCUUGCCAUUGGGCUGGUUCACAAUGGCAAGUACCGGAUCAAGACUUUUGAUGCGAACACCGGCAACCACGACGUAGCCUCUGGAUCCACGGUGAUCUACCUUCAGCCAGAAGAUGAAGUAUGGCUUGAAAUCUUCUACACUGACCAAAACGGUCUCUUUUCUGAUCCAACAUGGGCAGACAGUUUGUUUUCUGGAUUUCUCUUAUAUGUUGAUACAGAUUACCUUGAUGCUUUGUCAGAUGAAGAUGAGCUCUGAAGCAGAUGUCCAAUGACAUUCAAACUGGAGGCCCCAGCAUAGGAUUUUAUUCAUCUGUGUGGGGAAAACAAAGUUGAAAUGAAAAAAAAUAAAAUCUGGGAGCUCUUUCUUGUUUUGAUUGGAACCAAAUAUGAGCUUGUAAGGAUGUUUCUAGAAUCUAGGAUGGGUUUUUUUAACGAACAGCAGGGAUAUCAAAAUGAACUGUAAUUACCAAAAGACUCCAUCACUCCAGGACUGACUCUUCCCUAAAAUUACAUUUAUAAUACUAUUUAAACAAAUUUAAGAUACUGUACAUUGGAUUUUAUAUAAAAUGUAUAUGCAAUUUAGAAGGGCUAUUUUGUAUAUUACAUUAAAGAAAAAUUGAACAAUU
Molecule: messenger RNA, 2416 nt
Organism: Motacilla alba alba
Lineage: Eukaryota; Metazoa; Chordata; Aves; Passeriformes; Motacillidae
Gene: C1QTNF7
Product: C1q and TNF related 7
Exons: 5
Coding region: 1177-2046 (289 amino acids)
Molecular function (GO): protein binding
Source: RefSeq, a predicted model, not a curated record